Diutina rugosa is the source of this 5610-nucleotide messenger RNA. It is a transcript of the gene MYO1, whose product is annotated as myosin 1. NCBI's taxonomy places the organism in Eukaryota, Fungi, Ascomycota, Pichiomycetes, Serinales, Debaryomycetaceae. Gene Ontology annotation, biological process: vesicle transport along actin filament; actin filament organization. Gene Ontology annotation, cellular component: myosin complex; actin cytoskeleton; vesicle. The coding region runs from base 1 to 5610 and encodes 1869 amino acids. The record is from RefSeq and is a predicted model, not a curated record. The transcript has a single exon. Gene Ontology annotation, molecular function: microfilament motor activity; actin filament binding; ATP binding.
AUGCUGGACGAUUUCAACAGCAAAAACUGGGUGUGGGUGCCCGAUGAAUCUGAUGUCUAUUGCAAGGGAUAUGUCACCGAUUACCUAAAUGACGAUACUUGCAAAGUCACGGUGGUAAAUGGAUCGCAGGAGGUCCAACGAGUGGUACCCCAGAAGGACAUCGAAAAUUGUAACCCAUCCAAGUUUAACAAGUGUGAGGACAUGGCGCUGCUUACUCAUUUGAAUGAACCACUGGUGGUAUACAACUUGUACUUGCGUUACAACGAUGAUCUCAUCUACACCUACUCCGGUCUCUUUCUCGUGGCGAUCAACCCCUACAAGUCCUUGAGCAUCUAUGACACAAAAACCCUCAACCAAUAUCACGACCAGGAGCAUGAUAAACCACCUCCACAUAUCUUUGGUACCACCGAAAAGACUUUCAGAAAUUUGGUGACCAAUCAUAAGGAUCAACUGAUAUUGGUAACGGGUGAACUGGGUGCUGGUAAAACCGAGAACACCAAGAAGAUUAUCCAAUAUUUAUCCCUGAUUACGCCAUUCCGCCGCAAGGGCCAGGGUCAUAAUAAGCGCAACCUGGCGUACUCCCAGACCAUUGAUACAAAAAUCUUACAGGCUAAUCCUAUUUUGGAACUGUUCGGUAAUGCCAAAACGAUUAAGAACAACAACUCCCUGCGUUUUGGUAAGUUUAUUAAGAUCUAUUUCAAUCGUCGAGGCCUCAUUGUUGCAGCAACCAUCGAUUACUAUCUUCUCGAAAAACUGCGUGUGGUACAACAAUUAACCAACGAACGCAACUACCAUAUCUUCUACCAAUUACUCCGGGGCCAUGAUGAUUUAGGUCUGUUAGGAUUAGCCCGUGAUAUUCUGGCUCAUAAAUACCUCGAGGGCCUGGCUCACACUAUUCCAAAUGUUGAUGAUGCCAAAGAGUUCACUAUGUUGUGUGCCGCUUUCAAAAUCAUGGGUAUUGAUCUGGAUCAGUUAACUCAGGUCUUCCGCGUACUUGCUGUGGUGUUGAAUUUGGGGAACUUGGAGUUUACUCUGUGGAAGAGUGAUCAAGCAAAUUUUACGCUGGAUCUGCCAAUUGACACUAUUGUUAAAUUCCUCGGGAUCAAACGGGAUGAUUUUGUAAGCAAUAUGCUUCGUCCUAAGGUCAAAGCAGGGCGUGAGUUUGUUCAAAAACUGAAAAAGCCUGCUGAAGUUAAAUUUGCUAUUGACGCCCUUGCUAAACACUUGUACGAGAAGUUGUUUCAAUGGAUCAUCGCGAAAAUCAACGCUAACUUGGAAGUGGAUGGCCAGACCAAGGAUGGGACGAACUUCAUUGGGGUUUUGGAUAUUGCUGGGUUUGAAAUCUUUGACGUCAACUCAUUCGAACAAUUAUGCAUCAAUUAUACCAACGAAAAACUUCAGCAGUUUUUCAAUCACCAUUCUUUCAUUCUUGAACAAAGUGAAUAUCUUCGUGAGGACAUUGCAUGGGAAUUCAUUGAUUUCGGUCAAGAUCUACAACCCACUAUUGAUCUCAUUGAAACAAAGCAACCUAUGGGGGUUUUGAAAUUGUUGGACGAGGAAUGUAUAAUUCCGAAACUGCUGGAUGCCCUGUUCAUGGACAAGUUAGCCAGUAACUGGGGUGCUGGCCAACUGAAUAAGUUCAAACUCAACAAAUAUAAGCUGGGCUUUAUUAUCCAUCAUUACGCUGGUAUGGUUGAAUACAAUGUUGACAAUUGGUUACAGAAGAAUACCGACCCUGUUAAUGAACAUGUUUUGAAGUUGCUACCUGCGCUGGACAAUGAGUUCAUUCGCAAACUUGUCGAGAAUGAUGAACACUUAACAUCAGCAACACCAUCCCUGCCGCAGAAACGUGGGGCGCGGGUAAAAACGGCGUCGUUGAAGCAUAAGGAACAGUUGGCGCAAUUGAUGGACCAGUUGGAACUGACAGAACCUCUGUUUGUGCGUUGCAUUUUGCCUAACCUUGAUAAAAAGCCCAACAAAUUUGAUAAACGAUUGGUGCUCAAUCAAUUACGCUGCAAUGGGGUCUUAGAAGGUAUAAGAAUUACGCGGGCAGGGUAUCCUAAUCGUAUGACGUUUGAGGAAUUCUUCCUGCGCUACUCAAUUAUCAACCCGAAGGAAGUUUAUACUAAAGAUGCCAGAACAAACUCGGAACUUAUUUUGAAGUAUACCGGGUUGAGCGAUGAGGUCUUCAAGGUAGGUAUCACGAAGAUAUUCUUCAAAAAUGGCAUUUUGGGGAAACUUGAAGAAAUGCGUGAUUUGACCCUCAAGCGUCUCUUUACUGAUCUUCAGCUGGUUGUAAGGGGUAAGGCUGCUCGUCGUCAUAUGCAAGCUAAGAUCAAAGAAAUUCAACUGGCUCAAGUUAUCGCUCGUUCUAUGCAACGAGUUGACGAAUCAUUGAAAAACCUGAUGUGGAUGGAGUUGUUUGUUGCUGUGAAACCUCUAUUGGAAGAACUGGUGAAAGUCUUAGAUCUGAAGGAGAUGAAUGAGAAUCUUAAAAAUGUCAGCUUGAAAUUGAAAGACGCCGAGAAAGUGCUGAAGGACUUGGAGGUUGAGAAUGUCAAGUUGCGCGAUCAGAUGAAGUUGUUGGAAGACGAGAUUGUUACCACUACAAAUCAACUUAAAGAAAAGGACUCUACUUUGUCGAAAUCUUUGCAACUGGAACGCCAAGUCAGACAAGAGCUUGCAGCGACCGAGGCAAAAUUGGAAGCUCUACGUGAAUCACAGCGCGAACUAAAGGGCACCAUUGCAGACCUUGAAGACAAGAUUGAGGAAUUGGAAAAAGAACUUUCGCUGACCAAGGAGGAGAAUCGCCAAUUACUAGAAAAUCACACUAACCACUCCUCAAAAUUGACGGAUAUGGAAGCUGAGUUGAAGAAGACCAUGGCUGCUUAUGAGGAGAAGAUGCUGAGAUUGAAGGAGCAGCACGAGGAAAAUGUCAAGUCACUCCACCAGGACAAAGAAAUGCUUACUCGCCAAACUGCUGAUCUGAAGCGUGAGAUUGAAUUGCUCAGGAAGUUGCAACCAAAACAUGAUGCAUUGUCUCGCGAAGUGUCCACAGCAAAUGACCAGGUUCGUAAGUUUAAGGCCGACGCAACUGCAAAGGAGCGUGAGAUGGCACUGUUGCGUUCGCUGAUGGUCCGCCAUGAAACGACGACAUCCAAUCUUCAAAGCAAAUUGACGCAGACCGAGAUGGAGUUAAGUAAGCUUAAAAACGAGCUUGACAAGAAGGAGGGAGAAAUUGCAAAACAGCGCGAGGCUACUCAACAAGCUGAAAGAAAUCUCAAACAAGCCAAGGCCAAUUUAAGUUCGAUUGAUUCUCUCACGAAAGAACUUCAGGAAACAAAACUUGCCCACGAAAAAGCUACUCAUGAAAUCCGCGACCUUCGCCACAGAGUUGAAGCUGCUGUAAAAGACCGAGAGGAAGCUGAAGCCAAAUUUCAAAAAGCUAAGGUACAAACGGAACAUGUUAGAAAGGUGCAUGAUCAAAAUGUCAAUCAGAUUGCCAGCCUUCAGAACAAAGUUGCCAAGCUUGAAAGAGAACUCAAGGAUGCCGAGCAGGAGAAGGAAAAUCAACCCCCCGCGAUAUUGGAAGAAUUUGGAGCUCUCAAACUCAAAUAUAAUGAACUCAAUGCCAACUUGCGAAAGGAAAAAUUUGAGAAAAAGAAGCUUCAUGAAGAGGUGUCCUUAUUGCGAUCAAGAAAGGUCAGUGGAGAAUUCGACGGCCUGACACCUCGCCGCCAGUCCCAUGAAGCUACUACACUGUCUCUCAAGCGCGAAAACGAGUCCCUUCGAACACGGUUACUGCAACAGGAAGCUGAAGCAAAGCGAGCUGAGGAUUAUGCCAUUGAACUUCAACGGAAAUUGAACAAGUUGCAACAACUGCGAGGCCUUGGUCUGAGCCAAAGUGAGGACUAUGAAAAGAAAUACGAGGCAUCUCAAAAACGUCUUGCUGACCUUGAGUGUAAAUUUGAACGGAUGAUUUCUAAGAAUGGGGACCUGGCUCUGGUAUCCCCUAAUCUGCUGAUGGUCAGCAAGCGACUGUCGUUGUAUCUUGCGCAAGCCUCACCAGACUUUGUCGCCGUCUAUCAAGAUCUACACAAGACAUUGAAGACAACUCGAGAAGAAUUGAAUCUGUCUAAGCUGGAAAUUUUACGACUCAAGCUGUUGUUGCGUGAACUGGAAGAUGAGUUGUAUCAAACUAAGCACAGCCAGUUCAGACACCUGACCGCUGACUAUGAGCAGCGCACGGCCGAAUUGAAAGUGUUGAACGAUAAGCUCACAUCGCGUAAUACCGAUUUGGCCCGACAAGUGGACUUAUUUGAACUGAGGCUGAAGCAGUAUUUCAAUCAACUCGAAGAAGCUGAGCUGGCGGUGAAAACCUCCCAGCGUAAAGAGCUCGAAGCCACGAAAGAGCUUGAGGAACUUAAGCGGGACUUCAAGAUGGCUAAGGAAGAGCUUCGCCUGCAUCUCGUAUUGGUUAAGGAAUUACGUCUGAGGGUAUCUGGGUUGGAAGAGCAAGUUCAAGAUCGUGAUCACCAAAUUGAACAAUAUAAUAGUCAAACUGAUGAGUUGAAGCAGAAACUCAACUAUUACACAAAUUCCUACGAUAACAAGGAAGUCCAAGAACAAUACCGCGAUGAGAUUCGUGAACUUCAAAAAGAGUUGGCGUUCAAACAAGAGACGGAAACAAGCUUGAUCAAAGAACUGAAAGAAUGGCAACUCCGAUUCGAGGAUGUCUCCCGGCACAAACGUGACCUUGAGCAAGCUGCUAUUCAAUGGGAAAAGAGGGAAGCUGAUUUGGACAACCAAAUUAGCGAACUCACGAAUACCAAGCGUGAACUUGAUGGUGAGAAGGUGUUGAACGAACGUAAGAUCGGCAAUUUGAGCAGACAGAUUACUUCUCUCAAGAAGGUCGUGGAUGAGAUCAGUCAAAGACGUGAUGAGUUAUUGGAUGAGACUGAACUGCUUCACAAGCAGUUGCAUCAAAGUGAGAGUCAAAAUGAGGACCUUCAAGGUCAACUCAAACUUGUUCAACAGGACAACGAGGUGCUCAAACGAUACUUGGCCGACAAACAAAGCGAACAUGAAGAGAUACGUCAUGAACUUAACCAGCUGAAAUUAGGUGCUCCCGACGAUGUCGUUGAAUAUCAGAGAGUCAAACGUGAAUUAUUGGUCACGCAAGAAGAAAAUGAGUUGCUCAAGUUACGUACUUCCAAGCUUACUGACCAAGUACUGCAGCUUGAGCACAAACUCUACUCCAACGAUCAGAUUCGUUUCUGGGAAGAGAAGGUAAACAAGUUAACGGAUGAUUUAGACAAACAACAGCAAGAAAACUACGAGGUAUCCAAACUGUCAAAGACAUUACAACGGAGAGUGGCUGAGCUUGAGAUUAAAUUGGACAAUGAAACUCGCGCCGCUAAGAAGUAUAACGAUGAAAACUUCAGCUUCCAUAAUCAAUUGACUCAAGCGAAACUGACUAUUGACAUAUUGCACCGCGAUAACGCUGAGAAGGACCUUCAACUUAAGCGAUAUGAGAGAGAACAAUUGGAACUUAAAGAGAAAUUGUUACGUUUAGAACAGGAACAGUUGCGUUUACAACAAUCUUAUUAA